Molecule: messenger RNA, 2213 nt
Organism: Cornus florida
Lineage: Eukaryota; Viridiplantae; Streptophyta; Magnoliopsida; Cornales; Cornaceae
Product: pentatricopeptide repeat-containing protein At3g60050-like
Exons: 1
Coding region: 549-2042 (497 amino acids)
Molecular function (GO): protein binding
Source: RefSeq, a predicted model, not a curated record
AAGUUAAUUUAGUACCUAAUAAUUAUCGAAUUCACAAUUCGUCAAUCGUCACUUUGCUCACACAGUCACAGUGAGAGUUUCACACAGAUAUUGGCCGCUUCUUCCAGCUCAUCCACUUCCGACUCUUGCAAAGAAAGACGAAACCUCAGCACUGCUUCAGAGAAAGACUGUUAUCGCCGCCUCAAUAAAUUCCUCAUUACCAGGUAUUGGCCUCUCUUACUAGCUCCAUAAACCCUUAUCUAUCACUCUGAAAUCAAUUCUUCAAAACCCUAGAAUUUAGUGAAGAUAUCACUGUUUUGAUUGCUGAACUGGGUCUCAAAAUCGUAAGGAAAGUUAGAAUCUUCUUCCAUGAAUGCGGUUUUUAGGGUUCGGACUGGUGUGUGGUUUUUUUGUUCUUCCUUUUAAUGGGUAUUUCUAUACCCAAUAUACGGCACGAAUCGUACCAUUUGGCGCUCUCUUUAACUGGGUUUACCAAUUUCUUAGCUUUAUUGGAGGCAAAAAGGUUACAGACAUAAUGGGUAGUUCCCAUUUCUUGAUUGGCAUUCAUAAUGUAUUCUAUAGCAAUAUUUGGUCGAAGGGUUGUUCCGAAAUUUUCUAGUUUUUACGACAUUUCGCGAUCCUUAUGCAGCCGUACCUCUAAUGGGGAUGGCAUUGAUGAUGGGUUCAGAAGCGUUGAAGAAUCCUUGAAUGAGACUUGGAAAAGUUCCGAUAUCGAUUCGAUUUUGUUAGAAAAAUCUCACUCCAACGAGUUCGUUGGUUGUUCAGGAGGGGAAAGUAGUUUUGGUAGCCAUUCGCAGGGUAAUUUCUCCGUGAAACGAAGUUAUUUUGAGAAUGUGAGGAUCGAUGCGGAGAGGGUUCUUGAUAUACUUCAACAAGAUGGUCCUGGGUUUGAUGUGAAAGUGGCUUUACAGGAUUCUCAGAUAAGGGUUUCAAGCCUUCUUGUGAGAAAAGUUCUUAUAGGGAUCUUGAAAACAAUAAAUUACGCAAAUAAAAACCGGUGUGCGAAGUUGGGUUACAAGUUCUUUGUAUGGUCUGGUCAACAAGAGGAUUACAGGCAUACAGCAAACACAUACCAUUUGAUAAUGAAGAUUUUUGCAGAUUCUGAGGAAUUUAAGGCAAUGUGGAGGCUAGUUGAUGAGAUGAUUGAAAAAGGAUUCCCCACCACUGCACGCACAUUUAACAUAUUGAUAUGCACUUGUGGCGAGGCAGGCUUAGCUAGGAAAGUUGUGGAAAGGUUUAUCAAGUCAAAGACGUUUAAUUAUAGGCCAUUCAAGCAUUCAUAUAAUGCAAUUCUACAUUCCCUUCUUUCUGUAAACCAGUACAGGUUGAUUGAGUGGGUGUAUCAGCAAAUGGUAAUUGAGGGAUAUUCCCCUGAUAUUUUUACUUAUAAUAUACUUAUGUGUACAAAGUAUAGGUUAGGGAAGCUGGAUCAGUUCCACAGAUUGCUGGAUGAAAUGGGCAGGAAUGGUUUUUCACCGGAUUUCCAUACAUUCAACAUUCUUCUCCAUGUUCUUGGAAAAGGAGAUAAACCACUUGCAGCACUUAAUCUUUUGAACCACAUGAGGGAAAUUGGUAUUGAUCCGAGUGUUCUUCACUUCACCACAUUAAUAGAUGGUCUUAGUCGGGCUGGUAAUCUGGAUGCCUGCAAGUACUUUUUUGAUGAGAUGAUUAAGAAUGGGUGCAUGCCUGAUGUGGUCUGUUAUACGGUUAUGAUCACAGGAUAUAUUGUGGCAGGGGAGAUUGAAAAGGCUCAGGAACUGUUCAGUGAGAUGGUCAUCAAGGGACAGAUGCCAAAUGUAUUUACUUACAAUUCCAUGAUCCGUGGCCUCUGUAUGGCAAGGAAGUUUGAGGAGGCUUGUUUGAUGCUUACAGAAAUGGAAUCCAGAGGUUGUAAUCCGAAUUUCCUUGUGUAUAGCACACUAGUGAGUAAUCUGCGAAAUGCUGGAAAGCUUUCUGAAGCUCAUGAAGUAAUAAGACAUAUGGUUGAGAAGGGGCAGUACAUCCAUCUCCUCUCGAAGUUCAAGCGAUAUAGGAGAUGCUAAAGUGAUAAAAUUGGUUAUUCAGAUGUAAUAUUAUUGGGUUAGUACAAAUUGAUUCAGCUCAAUAAUGCCUUUUGUCUACUGCUUUUUGCAGAUGUCAUGUAAGUUCUAAUGGUAGUAUUAUUUUGAUAGUAUCUUUACAAUGCUAUGCAUAAUUUAUUUUAUUUUCAUUCA